Molecule: messenger RNA, 609 nt
Organism: Adineta ricciae
Lineage: Eukaryota; Metazoa; Rotifera; Eurotatoria; Adinetida; Adinetidae
Source: the annotation of a GenBank genome assembly
AUGCUUAUCUGUUUCAUUAUUCUAGCGGAUACAUACACGUUUAUAUUUAACGUGUCAUCAAUCUCAGGUCUCGUCAUUUGCUCAAUCGGCGGCUUCAUAAUUGGAUUUCGAGCUGAUCGGAGCAAAAAACAAAAGCUCCUCAAUAUAUCUUUUGUGCAAACGCUAACAUGGAUCUUGAAUGUGGUAUUGUGCGUUGCUUGCAUGUUCCUGACGACGUCUGCCAUCGUUACGGCCUUGGUCAUCAAUAAUAUUGGACGUGCAUUAGUUGAGGCAGGUUGUCAGACUGUCUUAGUCACAUUCUUCCCACCCAAGUAUGUUGGAACCUUGACCGGGAAUAUGGAAACCCUGGCUCAUCGUGUUGAUAUUAGUAGUCUUGAUGAUUUGCCAUUUAAUUCAGCUUUGGCGCUGCUACAUCAAAGAAUUCAAAACACCAACACACGAAAACGGAAAUAUGGUAACAAAGAUUUCCAUAUGUUUAUCACUUUUUUCCUCAUGAAAUGCUAUCAAAACAACAGUCAUAUACGACUUCACAACAACUGCAAGAAGAAAAUUCAAGUCCACACCAAUGGUUUUAAGAUGGUCCUGCAAACAAGUAUGAACAAUAUGUAG